GGCACCGCCACCGCCUUCAUGACGGGCAGCGAGGUAGGCUAGGGCUCAGCCUCCGCACGUCGCUUAGUGUCUGAGGAGCAGGAUGGAGCCGCCGCCGCCACCACCACCACCCCAGCACGGCGACAAGCCGCCGUCUCCGCACAUGUCGUCCGGUUCACCUCGGCCUCAUCAGCGCCGGCGCUCGGGUCGUCUCGGCCUGGAAAUGUAUCACUCGCUGAGCGGCACCAACUUCGACCUGUUCACGGCCGACUCGGCGGCGUCGCUGCCCUACCUGGACAGCGGGGAGGUGGACUUCAGCGAGAGCGACAUCUCGGUCACCCACAAGCGCAGUCACUCGGGCAGUAUCCGGCACCGCUACGACGUGGUGGGGGAGCUGGGCUCCGAGGAGGUGCGCUGGUUUUACAAGGAGGAUCGCAAGACCUGGAAACCCUUCAUCGGCUACGACUCGCUGCGCAUCGAGCUCAUGUACAGAGAAUACACCGAAUUUGUCGCCAAGACUGGCUCGUCAGAUCCAGCCAGACCCGCUCUCGACACCGUGUGUGUCCGCGGCGGUCUCUAUGAAGUCAACGUGAUAGACAAGGAAUGUUAUCCCGUGUAUUGGCUUCAACCAGAUAAAAUUUUAGUCAUGCGUGGCCAAUGGUUUAUUGAUGGUACCUGGCAGCCUUUGGAAGAGGAAGACAGUGAUCUGAUAGAAGCUGAACACCUAAAGCGAUUUAGGGGUCAACAGAUCCAGGAUAUAUUUGAGCUGGAUGUAGCUAAAUCUAUGGACAGUAAAGAUGCCAUACACAGCUUAAAGCUGAGUCGCAACCAUGUGGACUGGUAUAGCGUGGAUGAAGUUUAUUUGUACAGUGAUGCAACCACAUCGAAAAUUGCAAGGACAGUUACCCAGAAAUUGGGAUUUUCCAAAGCGUCAAGUAGUGGGACAAGACUUCAUAGAGGAUAUGUAGAAGAAUCAUCACUGGAAGACAAACCUCCAAUCCCCACCCACAUAGUCUUUGUUGUACAUGGAAUAGGGCAAAAAAUGGACCAAGGUCGUAUUAUUAAAAACACGGGCAUGAUGCGUGAAGCUGCAAGGAAAGUUGAAGAGAAACACUUUCCUUAUGCCAGCAAUUUGGAAUAUGUUGAGUUUCUACCUGUGGAGUGGAGAUCGAAGCUCAGCCUGGAUGGGGAUACAGUUGAAUCUAUUACCCCAGAUAAAGUACGUGGGCUUCGAGACAUGUUAAACAGCAGUGCCAUGGACAUUAUGUAUUAUACUAGCCCCCUUUACAGGGAUGAGAUUGUAAAAGGUCUACAGCAGGAGCUAAAUCGAUUAUAUGAGCUGUUUUGUUCUCGAAACCCAGACUUUGAAGUCCAAGGUGGGAAAGUCUCAAUAGUAGCCCACUCUUUAGGUUGUGUAAUCACUUAUGAUAUUAUGACUGGAUGGUAUCCAGUGAGGUUUUAUGAUAAAAUGGUCCAUGAGGAAGAAGAGAGAGCAGAAAGUUCCAUGAGUUUUGAGGAACGUGAACUUCUGGAUGAUAUUCUCAAGACUAAGCAACGAUUAAAACAAUUAGAGCACAAAUUACUGCAAGUGAAAGCUUCAGCGCCACUCAAAUUACCUGCCUUGAAAUUUAAGGUUGAAAAUUUUUUCUGCAUGGGAUCCCCCUUAGCAGUUUUUCUGGCACUCCGUGGCCUCCGUCCUCAAAAUAGUGGUCAACAGGAUCACAUUCUACCAAAAAGUAUAUGUGGCCGGUUAUACAAUAUAUUUCACCCAACCGACCCUGUGGCCUAUCGACUAGAACCACUGAUCCUGAAGCAUUAUAGUAAUAUUGCACCAUUACAGAUACAUUGGUACAACACACCAGUCUUAACAAAGUACGAUGACAUAAAGCCAACCUUCAUCAAGCCUGCCAAAGAGUCACAGAAUCCCUCACCGGCUCCUUCCACAACUACCUCAAAUGCAGAAAUGGAAACCAUACCAAGUCCAAGUACCUCGCCGGUAAUGCCUCGCCGAAACUAUGGGGAAUCAAUAACCAGCCUAGGAAAAGCAAGUAUAAUGGGAGCUGCACAUAUAGGAAAAGGUAUUGGUGGAAUAUUGUUUGCAAGGUUCUCGCGAACUCCCUCAGUGAAUAUUAGUACAGUCGGUGAAGAUGUGAAAGAAGUAAGUGAUGAAGAAAAGAAGCCUCUUGAAGUUCCAUUUAGUCCAAAGAUACUGUCACGUAAUGACUCUGGUCUUUUGUUGGGUGCAGAGUUAGAACAUCGCCUUGACUUUGAACUGCGGGAAGGCCUUGUAGAAAGUAGGUACUGGUCUGCAGUGACAUCACACACCUCAUAUUGGUCAUCUCUAGACGUCGCUCUUUUCCUUCUCUCAUUUUUGUACACCCAGAGACCACCUGGAAAUGAAGACCACUCAGAAACCACCGAUUUUAAGGAGAAACCGUACAAAUGAGAAUCUGUAUGGAAUUAAUAAUGGAACUGCUGUUAAAGUGCAAUGAAAACUAAGAAUUACAUUUCUGUUUGUUUUUAUUUUUGUUUUUAUUUAAUUAUUUUUAGGAUCCACGUUAAUACUGGAAGACCAAUUUCUAAAUAAAAUACUCGAACUAGAUAAGUUUAAAAACUUUCCAAUUGUUCAGUUUGUCCCUAUUCACUGUAUUUCAGAUGUGUAAAAUGCAUAAGUUUAUAAUCAUCUGGGUUUGAGACUAACACUAUGGUGGAAUUUAUAAUUUUAAGCUUGAUUGUAUUUGUUUUGAAUGUGCAAACUACAUAUAAUUGAAAAAUUGUUUUGUACUAAAAGCAUAAUCCACUCUGAAUGUUGAAGUUUCUACUUAUAGUUCCACCCUCCAGUACUUGUCUCACAUCUAGGCAGUAUAGUUAAUAAUGAACUGUUUACACAUUUGAAGUACAAAAUGUAUUUUGGUGCUUAUAAUUUUAUUAAUAUAUCUCUAAUAUUUUUCACUUGUUUACUGGGUCAUGUAUAAAUAUAUAUAAGCUGAAACAACUACACUGUGCUAUUGUAUAGUACAGGAGGCACCACAUUGUCAUUUUCUGUGUUUCUUGUUUUAUUUUACAGUCAAUAAAUGCC
Messenger RNA from Mobula hypostoma (lesser devil ray), 3058 nucleotides. Its product is annotated as phospholipase DDHD1-like. The record is from RefSeq and is a predicted model, not a curated record. Gene Ontology annotation, cellular component: cytoplasm. Gene Ontology annotation, molecular function: metal ion binding; glycerophospholipase activity. NCBI's taxonomy places the organism in Eukaryota, Metazoa, Chordata, Chondrichthyes, Myliobatiformes, Myliobatidae. Bases 83 to 2425 code for a protein of 780 amino acids. The transcript is spliced from 12 exons.